AUGGACUCGGAACAUACUUCCGUCAAUGGGGCUUCCCCAAGACAAGUCUUCUUCUUUGAUAUUGACAACUGCCUCUACCCAAAGAGCGCCAGGGUCCACGAUUUGAUGGCGGACCUCAUCGACAGAUACUUUGCCACCCACCUUUCUCUCCCAUGGGAAGACGCGGUGCGGCUGCACAAGGAGUACUACCAGAACUACGGCCUGGCCAUCGAGGGGCUCGUACGGCAUCACCAGAUCGACCCCCUGGAUUACAAUGCCAAGGUCGACGACGCUCUCCCUCUGGACGACGUCAUCAAGCCCCGGCCCGAGCUCAAGAAAUUGCUUGCAGACAUUGACAGGAGCAAGGUCAAGCUGUGGUUACUGACAAACGCCUACGUCAAUCACGCCAAGCGUGUGGUCCGGCUACUUGAGGUAGAGGAGUUCUUCGAGGGUCUUACCUACUGCGACUACGGCGCGGUGCCGUUCAAGUGUAAGCCACAUCCCGACAUGUACCACAAGGCAAUGCGGGAAGCGGGAAUUGAGAGAUACGAGGACUGCUUUUUCGUCGAAAUAGACGACUCGUACCAAAACUGCAGAAAGGCUCAGGAACUGGGCUGGACGGUGGCUCACCUCGUCGAGGACGACGUCAAACCGCCGGCGACACCGGCCUCCCAAUACCAGAUAAGACACCUUGAGGAGCUGCGGAAGGUAUUCCCGCAGUUCUUCAAGCCAGACUCAUCAGACGCAAGCUGA
Parathielavia appendiculata is the source of this 732-nucleotide messenger RNA. Its product is annotated as pyrimidine 5-nucleotidase. Gene Ontology annotation, biological process: nucleotide catabolic process; pyrimidine nucleobase metabolic process. The coding region runs from base 1 to 732 and encodes 243 amino acids. Lineage: Eukaryota; Fungi; Ascomycota; Sordariomycetes; Sordariales; Chaetomiaceae. The record is from RefSeq and is a predicted model, not a curated record. Gene Ontology annotation, molecular function: nucleotidase activity. The transcript has 4 exons.